UGGGGAAUAAGCAUUGUAGGCGGAGAGACAGCGAGCCUUUAGAAUAAGCAAAGAAAAAAAAGAAACUAAAAGUGUGUGAGAAAAAUAUCAAUUUGAAGCUUCUUCAUCAUCAUCAUCUUCUUCCCCCCUUCUGUACUCCCCGCUUCUCUGAAUCCCUUUCUGUUAAUUAUCUGUCUUUCAGGUUCUGGUUUUUGGGUUUGUUUUUAAAGGAAUGAACAAUAACCAAACUUAGGAUUGUGUAAAGCCAGGUAUUUUCAGAAUCGAGAUCCAGUUUUUGUGUUUUUACUUUUUGUUUUUCUGUAGUUUAAUUACUUUGUUUUUGUUGCUCUCUUUUUUCAUUCUUUUUUUUUCUAACGAUCAAUCUGCAUGGAGGGUGAAUUUUAGUCCCUGAAGGUUGGUUUUCUUUUCUUCUUUCUGUUUUUUUUUUCUCUUUUUUGGAAGUUGAAGGGGUUGUCUAUUUACAGACCUCUUUGAUAUUUUUAGUCGUGGCCUGUUCUUUCUAUUUUAACAAGAAUCGGGUUCAUCUGUAGGAUUUUUUAUUUUUCUUUUCAUUUUGGAUUCUUUCAUUUUGGUGAACCAUUGAAAGUAAUGGCAGCUGCCAUGGAUUUCUAUAAUGAAGGAUCGCAAACAGACCACUUCGGUGGUGAACUAAUGGAAGCAAUUGUACCUUUUAUUAAAGUUGCUUCCUCCUCUUCUUCCUCUCUCUCUACUUUCCCUUCUUCUUCACCAACACCUUAUCUCCCUCCUCAUUAUUCUUCUUCCUUCAAUACUCACCUCAACUUCUCUCACUCUGCUUCUCAACAGUCCAAUUUGUACCCAAAUGGCUGCUCCACUUCGAUGAACCCAGUAUUUUCAGAUGGGUUCUCGACCCAAAACCUCAUUGGUUUCGAACAGCCAUUCACAAUUGGACCCCAUCAGUUAUCAUCAUCUCAAAUCCCUCAUUCCCAACCUCAAAACAGCUUUCUUCAAAACCAAACCCCACUAGCCUUUGCUUGGGGCGAACAAAACUAUCAACCACCAUCCUCCUCUGAACAACAAACGCCCAGCUUCCUCGCCCCCAAGCCGAUCCCAAUGAAGCAAGUGGGUUCGUCUUCAAAACCCACAAAGCUUUACAGAGGGGUCAGGCAACGGCACUGGGGAAAAUGGGUGGCCGAGAUCCGACUCCCUAGGAACCGAACUCGGCUCUGGCUUGGUACCUUUGACACUGCUGAAGAAGCUGCCUUGGCAUAUGACGAGGCAGCCUUCAAGCUCCGAGGGGAUUCUGCCAGACUUAAUUUCCCCAACCUCAAGCACCAAGGUUCCUGCGUUGAAGGCGAAUUCGGCGAGUACAGACCUCUACAUUCCUCUGUAGCUGCAAAGCUCCAAGCAAUUUGUGAUAACUUGGCCAAGCCGCAGAAACAAGGCAACUCAAAGAAGCCUGUUACUGCAGCUAAGAAGUCAAGGUCCCAAUUCUGCUCAAUGGCUGAGGAAACAGCAGCUGUUAAGGUGGAGAACUCCUCGUCGCGGGCUGUCACUGAGAGCGACGGGUCUGAAGCGUCUUCGCCUUUAUCAGAUCUUAUAUUUCCUGACUUCACAGAGUUGCCAUGGGAUCAGAAUCAAGCUUGGGAGAAUUCAAUGCUAGAGAAAUAUCCAUCGGAGAUCGAUUGGGCAUCGAUCUUAUCUUAAUAAUUCGUUCGAAAUCUUCAUCGGCACCUGCAACAGAGUUUUAUUGAAGGUUGCAGGCCAAGGCUCAAGGCUCAGAUUCUUUUAAAUGGGCAUUGUGUCAAUAUCAUGUAAAUGUCCAUGGUCGGCUGGUUUUUUUUUCUUGCUAGACCAUGAAUGAAUUAGUUUUCGUUUUCUUUUUUCUUUUUUCAGUUGUAGUAACCGUAAUCAUUUUUUUAUUGGUAUGUUACUAUUGUCUAUUAUUUGCGGUUAAACAAAUGGUGAGUUCAACA
Messenger RNA from Cucumis melo (muskmelon), 1934 nucleotides. Its product is annotated as ethylene-responsive transcription factor RAP2-13-like. NCBI's taxonomy places the organism in Eukaryota, Viridiplantae, Streptophyta, Magnoliopsida, Cucurbitales, Cucurbitaceae. Gene Ontology annotation, molecular function: DNA binding; DNA-binding transcription factor activity. The transcript has a single exon. The coding region runs from base 589 to 1665 and encodes 358 amino acids. Gene Ontology annotation, biological process: regulation of DNA-templated transcription. The record is from RefSeq and is a predicted model, not a curated record.